Messenger RNA from Delphinapterus leucas (beluga whale), 735 nucleotides. The record is from RefSeq and is a predicted model, not a curated record. NCBI's taxonomy places the organism in Eukaryota, Metazoa, Chordata, Mammalia, Artiodactyla, Monodontidae.
AUGUUCGUCUGGGGGGCAGGGGGGGAGCCCCACGCUCCCGCGCAGGUCCCCGGAGGCGCAAGCUCCGGGCCAGGUGCGUCCGAGUCGGGGCCGCGCGGCAGCCGGCGCCCUGGCUCCUGGGCGGGUCACGGCGCAGUCUCUCCGGGGUCUGGCUGCCCGCGCACGUGCGCUGCCUUGCGCCCUCCGGGGCGGCUGGACGGACGGCGGGGCAGCUCACCAGCUGGGGAGGAUGCCCGGCAUCAUCCCCGCGCACGCCUCUCCCCGGCUUGCACGGCCGCCGUGAAGUUUACCCCGCCGCAGGGCCCCGGCCGUGGCGGACUAGGCGUCCCAAGAUGCCCACCUUCUCCGCGAGGCUUACACUUCCUUCUCCCUCUCACAAACUCCGCGCCCCCUCCGCCCUCGGGCACGGCACUGUCGCUCCCCCUCAAGAUCUCGGCGCGCCGUUCCACUCCCCAAGCGGAGGCGGUGAGGCUCUUGCUUUCCGUUCCGUGCUCGUUCGGCUGCCCUGCAAACCCCGCUCGCAGAAGGGAUGGGAGGGAAGCGGACCCGUGCGCGGAGCGGCGGCGUCGGCGCCGGAAUUCGCAGGCUCCCGCCUCUCGGAGCCGCGCUCUCCGCAGCGGCCAACGUGGGCUUUCUGGUGCGCGUCUCGCUCAGGCGUUGAGCGUGCACGCGGCUUCCAAUGGCAGCUGAUGGAAGGUGGGACACACCCUCGGAGAAGCCGUUCCCAAACGCCAG